Phymastichus coffea is the source of this 1615-nucleotide messenger RNA. RefSeq lists its product as uncharacterized. Lineage: Eukaryota; Metazoa; Arthropoda; Insecta; Hymenoptera; Eulophidae. The record is from RefSeq and is a predicted model, not a curated record. The transcript has 5 exons. Bases 930 to 1559 code for a protein of 209 amino acids.
CAGCAGCAGUAUUCUCGUGGUGCACUGGUGGGAGUGAAGCCAUAAAUUUCACUGGUAUUAGUAACCAACUUAGCUAUUUCAUCUUUUUCAACGUCAAUUUGUUGAAAAAAAGUCGUUGAAGAAGAACAGUCUUUAUAUCUUCAAUCUCAGCACCAUCAUCGGUUCUCUUAAUAAAUUAUUUAACACUGGGUAUAAACUCUGUUUUUCCAUCUCAGUUGCAUGGUCGGUCAUUGAUGUAUUUUAUGCUAUUCCUUCACUUACACUUGCUCAGGUAUACUUUGACUUUUUGUUUUGUGAUUUCUGGAAAAUAUUUCAUUUUUAAAUAUUCGUCAAUGAAUGGAGAAAUUUUAAAUUUAUAAAUUUCAAAACACUUGAAUCUUCUGUCUGUGGUACAAAUAUGAUACAAAGAUGAGUUAUGCCUCUGAACGUACUUAUUGUUCUGUGACUGAACCAACGCACGUAAAAGUCAGAUUAGUUUUUAAUAAUAAGAAGAUUACAGUUGUAAAAAUAUCGGAUGUUGUUGAUUUCCAAGACAAACGUCCUUGUGAUUGUAAUGAUUAUGAAGAGCAGAAAGUAUAUGAGUGCAAACUGGCUGAUGAGAAGGGUUUUGAAAAUUUAGUACCUGUAUAAAUAGGAGGCUUAGCAGUUUUUAAUUCUUUAGAAGAGGAUGAAGAAUUAUCUCAUUUCAAGGCCAAAAGAGGAAAUUUUCCACGCUUAAAUACUUCAGUCAUAGAUGAAUAUCUACAAAAAGAUCAUGCAACAAACGUGUCAAUUGAAAAUAUUGAUAAAUAGAAAAAAAUCAACGCUGAAGAUAAAGAAACGAAAAAAAGAGUUAAAGAACACAACAAAAAAUUGCAAGAAGAGAUCUUGGAUCAAAAAUAAUGCUGUAGCAAAGAACCAAUUUAGAUGCACAAAUUUUCAACUUUAAAAUGAGAAAAUUUAUGGAAACAAGUGCAGACAUGGAAAUAGAUCUACAUCAACAAGAAGUGCAAGAAACAAAUAUAAAAAGUAACAACAAUAUCAUUGUAGAUGAUAAAAAGAUCGAAAUAGUACAAGAAAAUUCUCUUUCUUUUUAUAAUGAACAAAUUUUGUCUUUAAAAGAAAUUGUGAAGAAUAUGACUGUUGAGCGAGAUGCUAUGGAACUAGUGUGUCUUAGGCACAAGGAGAAUCUCAUCAUUGAAAAAAAGAAAACUGAAAAAUAUAAAAUAAUUAAUGAAAAAUUACAAUUUCAAUUACUUCAAUGUGAAGAGUCAUGUAAAGUUUUGAAGAAAAAAUUAUCUUUAUUAAAAAGCUUCAAAGUCGAUGAAAAUGCAAUUAUUUCUGUCAAUACUCGUAUUGAAAGCCAUAAUGAAAUACUUAUGUCGAAAGAGAGCAUUCUACACGGUAGCAAUCAAUUGGAAAAGACGCCUCCUAUGAAACCUAUGUAUGCACAUGAAUUAAAUUAUUCGCUAAGUUUGAUAAACGUAGGAAUUCAAGGACGUAGCAAUGCUGAAAAUAAAAUUGUUCCAAGAAAUUUGUAUACGCUUAAUCACUUUAGUUCAACUCCAAAAUCAAGUUAAUAUACUUUUAUAAAUAUAUAAUUAAUUUGUACUCUUCAAUAAAAUCUGAAAAUGUC